GCGGGCGGGCGCCGCGCAGAUGGCCGGGGCGAGCAAGGUCUGAGGCUCCGCUCCCCGAAACGUGACCAUGUGGAUUCAACAGCUUUUAGGACUCAGGUCGAUGUCCAUCCACUGGCCGGGCUGCGCCAUCGGAAGCCGUGUUUGGGUACUUAUAGCCAUGUUCCAGCUCGCCAUGGAUCUCCCCGCGUGCCAGUCCCUCGGCCCCGGCCCCGAGUUCCGGCUCCUGCCGCGGCUGCCGCACCGGACCCCGCGCGCGUGGAGCUUGAGGAAUGGACAGUCCUCCCGCCUCCCGGCGCCCCCGUGGAGCCCCCGGCCGCCCCGCGUGGAGCGGCUGCACGGGCAGGUGCAGGCCCCCCGGGCCAGGAGGGCGCGCAGAUCCCGGGACCAGCCGGCCACUGCCACGCCCAGCCCCUCGCUCGCCUCCUGGCCCUCAUCCUUGUCCUCGGUGGGCAGCGGGCCCACGGACCCCCCGAGCCUGCGGAGGGGGCGGCGGCAGCUGCAGGGCCGUGGGCCCAACGUGUUUGACUUCCGGGGCGGCCGGCCCACCACCGAGACGGAGUUCAUUGCCUGGGGGCCCACGGGGGAGGAGGAGGGGCUGGAGCCCCACACCUUCCCGGGGCUCUACGGCCCCACCACGGUCUCCGUCCUGCAAACCCGGAAGACGACGUUGGCCACUGCCAGCUCCACCACCGCCGUCGCCACCACCGCCCCCGUGGCCCUGCAGACUAGGGGUUCCACGGAGGCCCCGGGCCCCAGGAGCAGGGUUCCGGCGGGGGUCAGCACAGCGGAGCCCUCCACCAGCCCCAGCAGCAGCGGGAAAGACCCCAAGGCCCCGAGGAUCCCUGGGGACACCUCAGGUCUGGCUGUCCAUCAGAUCGUCACCAUCACCGUCUCCCUCGUCAUGGUCAUCGCCGCCCUGAUCACAACCCUUGUCUUAAAAAACUGCUGUGCCCAAAGCGGGAGCACGCGCAGGAACAGCCACCAGCGGAAGAUCAACCAGCAGGAGGAGAGCUGCCAGAACCUGACGGACUUCACGCCCGCCCGCGUGCCCAGCAGCCUGGACAUCUUCACGGCGUACAACGAGUCGCUCCAGUGUUCGCACGAGUGUGUCCGGGCCUCCGUGCCCGUGUACACCGACGAGACACUGCUCCCGACGGGAGAGUACAAGUCCACAUUCAAUGGGAACCGACCCUCUUCUUCUGACCGCCAUCUUAUUCCCGUGGCCUUUGUGUCUGAGAAAUGGUUUGAGAUCUCCUGCUGACUGGCCGAAGUCUUUCUUACCUCCUGGGGCAGGGCAGAUGCCUUCUGUCUGUUUCAUGGAUCCCGUUGGUGAACCUGUAAAAAAAUAAUACAAAACCUAAAACUAAAAUAUAUCAGGGGGAGGGUCCCUGCACCUACUCCCACUUCUGUUUCCCCAUGGGGGACUCACAGAGCAGGACGCUAUAGGCCAAAUAUAUUUUUAUAAAAAUGCCCAUGCCUAUGAGUGACUGCAUUCUCCCAGAGUUUUCUUUGGAGAACGGAAAGAAGAAACACAAGCAAGGGACCGGAGAGACAGAGGGGAAAGGAGACCAAGCGAAAAGGACAGGAGGAAACUUCUGGAAACUUGGAUUUGUACAACGAGUCUGAGCCUGUGCCAAUAAUACCAUUAUGUGCCAUGGACUGACCCAAAAGGCUUGGUGACAAAGCCAACGCCAAGAGAAUCACAUGUGGGAAAUCUUACAGAAAACGGGUGGGAAUCUCGUCGCGUAGCGUCACUAGUGCGGUUAAUAUACAUAUAUAAAUAUAUAAAUACACACGGACACACACACGCACUUUUUUUGUACCGUAGCAAUUUUUGAAGAUCUUAAAUGUUCCUUUUUUAAAAAAAAAUGUGUUAGCCGUUACAAAAGCUGAUUUCUUUAACAUGCUUAGUAUGAACGGAGUUUUCUACUUUGCCAGCUCAUCUCACACACACACACUUGCACACACACACACACACACACAUGCACACAUCUGCAUCUAUUGGAAAUGUGGUUCCACAGGUGAGCAUCAUCACCACCCGUCCCGGUGAACAGCUUUGACCCAGAGCACGAGGCCCGAAAGGGGCACAGCCUCCGUUGGCUAGACAUUUGGUGAGUGACACCAGACAUGAUUAAUUGACUUGGGACAGAAUUGAGAAUGUCAUGGUUUUAUAUAUAUAAAUAUAUAGAUACUAUCAUUUUUCUUUUUCAUUUAAUUGUUCAAAGAUGCUACCUAAUGGCCACGUGCACAUAGUUGUAGCUGGCUGCUUGUAAAUGAACCUGAGAGUAAGCUUGGGAGGAUUCUCAAACAUCUUUGUGUUAUGUGAACAUAGACUAAAUUAAAGAAGUUUUCCAGUUCCAAAAUUAAAAGAAUAUGUCCUCAUACAUGUGUGUGCAUAUGUGAGGGCAGAAAGCAGAAAUGUAUGAGGGUUCUAGUUUGUCCAGAAAUGAAAAAUAGUUCUGUGGGCAAAUACCCAGGUGGUUCUCACUUGAGCAGUGUUCUAGAAUGUUCUUUGUUUCUUUCCCUCUGUUGUUGCUUGUUUUGCUCUUCCUUCGGCCCAAGGAUGACUUUCGAUCCUUACGGAGUUGGUGGCAAAAACGCUGCUCUCUUGUCAACUCCCAUUGGUUGACAUUUGGGUUUUGUCCCAAGAAUCCUACUGUAACACUUCCUGGUGGAAAUAGGGGUCCCAGGCUGGAGACUUGCUAUAGACAGUCCCAGACACAAAAAUGCUGCCCUGCUCGAGGGGGGACGGCUCCCUCCUGACCCACAUCUUAGUAGAGCCUCCCGGGGGCUCUCGGUGAGGCCCCAGGCUCUUCCUGGUUUACAGAAGGCCAGCUGUGUCUCCGAAGAAAGUUCCUCCUACGAUGACCCGUGUGCACCUUGGCAGCAGCAGGUGCAGGAGUCAGUACGUGAACUGCCACCACGGAGGGGCCCAAGAUCACGCUGACAGCUGACCUUCCACCCCACUUCCCGGCUGGGCCAGUGACCUUCCGAUUCUUCAAUUGGCCUCCAUCUCCCUCCAAAACAACUUGAAAUGUUCUUCAGAAGUUCACUUUUAUACCUCCUGAAAUAUGUGAAAGUAAAGACACAGCAGUGGAGGGGGAAAAUCUGUUUUUGUAACACAAUAGAGUUAAGAUCUGCUGCUCUUGGAUGGAGGAAAGUCUUUUUUGUUAUUUGGGUUUUUGUUUGUUUUUGUUUUCCCCCAAAGCUUUGCCACACAUUGAGAUGAUGCAAUCACCCACCACUGGCACUUGGUCAUCGACAGGUUCCUGGGAUGCCCCCAUCGCCCUGGCUGUGCACCGCUCUGCCCUGCACCCACCACCUCCGUCCAUUGCCCUCCAGGCACCUUCCUGCUGAGGGUCGGCCUCGGGGCCUUCCUGACCCAAGGUGGGCUCAGGGCUGUCGGCGUGGGUCAGGGCCGCUGCCCCCAUCCUUGACAUCCUGUGCGCCAGAGGGAACCCAGCCAGAAGGAGGCUAUGGUAGGGGAGCCCACUCCUUCUGUGGUGGAGGUUGGAGCCCAGGCUGCCCCACGAGGCUGUGCCCAGUGCCUGGUGACCCCUCAAAUCCCGCUCCGCAGUGGAAUUGCAGUCGGGUCAUCCUGAACUCUUUCCAGAGCUCCACAAGAUGCCUAACCUUUGAAGGAAGCUUGACACGAUACCACAGAGGAGCACACACGGGGCAGGGCUGGAGAUCAGGCACGUGCCGCCCACCAGGUGAGCCAGCUGUGCAAAUCCUGCAUCUGUUGAAACAAAUGCCCCAUUCGUAAAGAUCGUAGGAGUGUGUGCAGAAGUUUUCCAUCACAUGCUUUAAAUGGUUGCCGCACACCGCAACGGGCAGCAUCAUCUGCUUAAGAGGAGAUGCUAAAUGAGCAUGACUGAUGCAUAGAAGGCAGCCCUGCCCACAGCGGCAUCUGUGUAGACUACAGCCAUGUGCACGCAGCCCUGGACAACUCACAUAUCCGUGUCUGAUGAGCUUGGCCAGGCCCGCCUGCCUGGGGUCAUGCCGUGGGUCACCUGCUGUUCUCUCUUUUCGGCUUGGCCUCUGGAUUUCACCAUCUGUUAGCAACUCCCCCAGUUUUCUGUAGCAAAGACGACAUCUUCCCAGACCCCAGGGCCGGGUCCUUUACUGUUGCUUUAGAUUUCUUUUUUCCCUCAGGGAAGGUAUUUGAAGGAAGAGUGAUAUGUUUUGUAAGGUCCCCAAAUUGUUGUCAGCCCCCGUCUUACCCCUUCAGCGGCCUUAGAUUCAAACCUCUCAAAACAACUGGGCAUGGCGUUGGGGUAGCCUCUCUCUCUGUUGUCGCAGGGUCAUCGUUUCCCACUGGCAUCAGCUUCUGGCCAGUGUCCAGGCCAGGCCAGGCCUUGUGCCCAUGGAUCUUCCUUCCGACUCCACCUUCUCAUGCGUGGUGUGAACGUGUAGUGACACUGCUUGUGCUAGAAGCUUGUGAGUGUGCAGAUCGAAAGGAGAAAGAGGCCACCUAGAGAGGCAUGUUUUCUCCCAAGUGUUCCUGGUCUCCCGGGUCCUGAGUUUGGGUGGGCUUCUCGAGCUGCCUGCAACUCCUAGACAUGCAUCUCAGACCCCUGUGGAAACUGGACUCAUCAGUAAACCCCACCAUCUCUCCAAAUUUGACCACCAGGAAAGCAGUACAGACAACCACGAUCUUGCAAUCUUAAACUCAACGUUUCUUCUCAAAAAUAGAUUGCUCUUUAACAAACCACGUUUCAGCAUCAGGCUGGACCUCCUUGCAGUGUUUGGUUAUCAGGGGUUUUAUUCUUGAGUGUCCAGUCAUGUCGGUCUUAUGACAAAAUGAGCACAUCAGAGAAUUGGCCCCUUUCCCCUUGUCCAGUCUCUGUCUUGACUCUCUUGCCCACAUGGAAUAUUCCAUUGCUUUUUCUUCAUCAUCCAGAUGGUCCAGUACCGUCUACAAUUCAAGUAGCUGAGCUGACCCCAGUGUCUUGAAGACAAGUGAGGAACCAGGGCUGACCUUCAGCCCCUUCUCACCCAAGCUGGGUCUUCCACGGCUCCUUUCCCGAUGGCCUCCCUACGCACCCUUCCUUGGUCCACAUCAUCUUCCAUCCUCAGGGAGUCUCGAGGUGGCCACCACCCUUCCCUGCGCUGUCUUUCCACCUCUCCUCCCCAGAGCCAGCCCUCAAGUCAGCAAUGGGGAGAGGAACUGACACUCCUGAAUGCUUCCAGUUUCCAGAGCCCUUCUUCUUAUGACCCGUGAGUUCCUUGAGAAGACACACGUGCAGUUACGAGAGAAACAAUUCUUCCCAGCCUGCUGUAACUGGCUGAUCAUUCACCAUCCACUGGUCCGACCAAGACUUGCUGAAUGUCCACCCUGCUGGCAGUAUGGCUGGAAGCAAGGUGGGCCUAGGCUUGUCUUUGCCUGUGUUUUGUGCUAUGUGGAAGGGUGCAGAUAAUUAACUCAGAGGCAAACAAAAUAAUCUCCAGAGAGAGGGUUAAUGGUAGGAAGACAGUGGAGGAAGUGAUGGGAGAGAGAGGGGGAGUGUUCUGUUUCUCUGAGCCCUGCCACCAUUUCCUAUUGGGAAAUCACUUAUUCACCAAGGACUGCUCUGGGAUUCGGGGUAGCGAGAAAGCCUUACUCCUAGCUCCUGGGUAAAAAUAUGGGGCAGCGUCAAGUGGAAGAUUUCUCAUUCAUUACAAACUGCUCUUCCUGGCUCCCCACCAAACCCCUCCAUCGUGCUGAUGGGUAGAAUCUUUCCAGAGAAGCGGAAAGGUGGGGCCAAGAGGAGGGAAGUAGCCCUUGCCCCCCCCCCCCCGCCUUGAGUUCUGCCUUGGACCCUGGUGCCCUCGCCAUCCAUAGCGCCACGUCACCAUCAGGUCAGCCAGGUCUCAAGGAGGACGGGGAGACAGAGGGGGACAUAACCCACGGGGCUCAGGACCCCCAAGGAGACUGAGCCCUCCUGGCCAGGAAAGGCAGCAGCCUGUCCCGAAGUUCACACGCAGCACGAAUCACACUUCGCGGCACACUUCCUAAACAACAUCUGCCUUUAAGCAAGCACUUAUUCCAAAGCGUGCCAUGAUUCAUGAAAUUUUGGAGUGGUUACUUGAGUGUAGUCUGUCAUUUUGCUAUGCCAUUCUGGGUUUUGUUUGUUUGUUUUGAACCAGUGUAAGUAGCACAGCCCACAUAAAUGAGCCAAAUUCUCACCAUCUGAGAAUCUUUGAUUAUCUUUCCCAACUUAUUUUACAUUGAUGUGCUUCUGGCUGGGAAGAAGAAUUUGUUCUUCACCCACUCGGAGCCAAGAUCUGCAUUAGUUACACAGAGCAUUAUUCGUACAGCUCCCUGCAAAGUCAUCAAUGACUGCUUGACAUUUUGAAAUAUGCUGCCAGUCCUUCCUUCCAAAAAGUGUGAAGCAUGCUUAUGCACAGGUUUGCAUUUCUGGGUCUAGAGUUGGCAGUUGGGUGAAGUGGUGGGUAAACAGAGGUGUAGGCAGAGACUUCCUGUCUUUCUUACCAUCCCCAACACCCAAGAGAGAGAAUGAAACACCUCUGACCUCAGAUGGCUCUGGAACGAUCUCAGCCUGGCCAACACUCAGCAGCCCAUCUUCCCAGUUCAAAUAGGACACCAUGUGACCAGGCAAUCCUAGCUAGGAAAUUUAAGUCCGUGCACAUUCUCCUUUUAUGCCGAAGGGUCAGUGGUGACAUUUGCACUUUGUCAGAGGGGUGGCCUUGCCCUCCAUGCUGGUGACAAUAUGGUCCCACCAGAGCAGAGAAAGCCAGACUCAGAUGUGCACCAGCACCCCUUCCCCACUCCAUUAUAACAUUGCACUUUGUUAUAAUAUAUAUAACACAUGGGCUGCAGAAAGCUGUAGACAAAUGGCCUCCAGAAUAUAAUAUAUCAGAGUAAAGAGGUGUGGCACCUGCCAUGGGCUCUUUAAGGCAUUGGUGCAUGAUGGCAGUGGGGUGUGGGUGACGGUGGGGGCUUCACUGUUUGAACCCCCAGACACAUCAGCCAUCAGUCUACCCUCCACAGCUGUAACUGCACAGCCCACACCCAAUCGCAGAGACAACCAAAGAGAACGGUCAACUCGGUUACAACAUAUUAUUUAUGUCUACUUGGGAGUUGGAGUUCUAAAGUAAAUCCUUCCAGCAGCUCCAUUGCAUUUCCUACUUGAUGGAUUCUCUGCUAAAUGUUCCAGGAGUCAUCACAGAUAGAAUAGAGAGAGUAGUUUUGAAUGAACUCAUAAAUCUAAGUCAUCUAUAGAACAGCUUCAGCUUAAGAGGUGUGACAUAAACUGGUCCAACUUACUCAUCUGGGAUGCGUGGGUUUAUAAGCACUUAAGAUGGGGCUAGUUUAAAGCACUAGUGAGUAGUGGGGGAAGGGGACGGUGACUAUAUAAGCUACCAUGUUUGCAAGGGAGGUUGUGUUAUUUCUUGGUUGGAAUGCAACACACAUGUACCGUGGAUAGUAUUAAAUUAAACAGGCAAAUAUAAUAACCAAGAGAGCAGCUAAGUCACCCCCAUGGGGCUGAAUUAACUCUUGCCAACAUCUUGACUCUUGUAGUAUAAUAUUUGCUGAGUAAUGUGUGGAAGCCAUGGGGACAAAAAGCAUCUGAAUGUAUGGAAUUUUCUUUUAUAAAAUUUAAUGAAUUUUGUCCCAGGUGAUCUCUUCUCAAGAUAGAAUCCUCCAGAGACCUGGAUUUCCAUGUAUAAGACAGCAAUGUGUGACCGAGCUUCUCUGUUAUUUUUAACCCCCAAAUAUUUUCAAUGCUAAAUAACUCCUAGAAACUUCAUUCUUAUGUGGACAUAACCCAGCUGAUCACACCUGUUAGCUUUUGCCAUUAUUAGAUUUCUGAAAUUCUCCAAUAAAAGUCUUUAGUGUGGAUGUUUAUAGCUUUCAGGUUUGCAAACUGUCAGAUGACACUAGUCUUACUGAAUUUGACAAAUGACUGCUUCCAGGGAGUCGAAGGUAGUUAUGGCCACGGGAGAAGCAAGAACACUAUGCAGUCUUAAGUUAGAUAUUUUGGCACCCUUGUGUACCAUGUAGAGGUGUAGCCACUAAGAAUCUAGGAUGGAGGGCCCUCCGAGCAUCCCACCUCAUCAUCACGCAGGGCAAGCACCAUUGUACCAACCCCUGCUCACUAUCCUAUUUCUUAACAAAACCAUCCCAUCCUCCUCCGCUACUCGGUCAUCCCAAACCAAAUGGGACAUUUCAAACCCACUGUGACUAGUUGGGAGUUGAAGAGAGAGGGGUUUUGCUCCCCAUAGCAGUCCUGCUGAUGUCUUAGGCUACUGGAAGCCCCCUAAGGGCAUGAUAGCAAGUCAGGGUUUUUGUAACGUGGCAGCCACUGCCAGCCAGAAGAAACAUUCUUUCUCCUUGUGCCUCCAAACUCUCUUCCCAGUUGGGGACUCCCCCCCGUUUUAUUUCUCUCUUACGCAUAUGGACUUUGAAUGUCGAGUCAUGUGACUGCCUACAACUUAUGUCUUCAAAGCAAUGUGUCUGCUUUGUCUGGAGUUUACAGCCAGUAGAAAAGACCCCAGAAAGUGCUGGUAAGGAUUUUCUAAGGUGCUUUCUCUUCCACAUACAAGCACAACUUUUCCCACAGAUACAGAGCCUUGAAGACAGGGCACUGGGAUUUAAUCGUCAUGAUAUGUAGAUGUUUUGUUUUACGUUUUGUUGCAUUGGGGUCACUUCCUCGGAAGCCAUAAGGAUGUAGAAGACUCUGGCAAAGUUAGUUCUCAGUCAGCUGACCGUCAAUUUCACCCUUAAAGAUUAAUUCCCAACCUGAGGUGACACGGAGUGACUUGAGGCUCAGUGCACUUUUCGGAGAGUGGCCCGUGGCUCGCUGCUCAGUGUGACAAGAGGAGAGAAUGGUCCGUGGCAAAAACCACUAGUAGGGGUGAAAGGGAGGGGUGGGAACUUGAGAAGUUUCAGAAGGAAACAUGGAGAUUUUCAGAAAACAUUUGACCAAUUUAGGGCUCGGGAUAAUUGUUUUCUUAAAAAACAAGAGAGUUUGGGGGUUUUUUUUCUUUUUGUUUUAAAUUUCCUCCUCUUCUGGCAGCCCUGGUGGGAUCGUUCCUUUCUCUUACCUUCCCUGAGAGACACACGAUGGCAGUGCUGGAGCCCAGGGCAAGCUUACCACUCAGUUAAAUUUUUUUAAAUGAAAGCAGAACAGCCACAACCAGAGACUUCAAUGACUUUGUUGAUAAAGUUUACUUUAUUUACCAUUAAUAUAUAGAUCAACAAGCAAUUAAUGGGACUAAAAAUCAGAAUUCAAUCACUCUACACGUGGGCUAUUAAGGACGUGUCUCCUCGAAUGUGUUAAAUUGGACAUUGAAGGGAGAUGAAUGGCUUUUUUCAUGCCAUGCAUUGAUAAUAUUUUUAAAGCCUUUGAAAUUUUUUUCAAAAGAAAUAAAUGUUUCCUGGAAAACAUUUGGAAAAUCCCAAGAACGAAACAGAAAAGAAACAUCUGAAGCCCUGCAUUUCUUAAUUUGGUGGGAGCUGUUCAUUAAAUGCUAAACAAGAAGGGUAACUCCACAGGGAUCUGUCUUGGCAAAUCUGGCUCCAGUGUAUGUUUUAUAAAAAGGAAGUCCAAGUGGCUUUUGAAUACAUCUGUAUCAGUUUCACUUGUCAUUGACUAAGCUUGUGUUGAUCAUUUAGAAUGUCUCUAUGAUUAGGGGGAAAAGGCGAUGACUGACUGUUUGGAUGUUUUUUUUUGACAAGUAUUGACCGUUGAGCAGAUUUGGGCAAUGGGGUGGGAUAAACAAAACGCUCAGAGAAACAGCCAGAUUAUUGGCUGGAUUUUUCAUGUGGGGCAUCUGUAGGAGAGUCACAGGUCUGAGAAACAAAAGAUAUACUUGAAACCGGGGUCCAUUCCCAUUUCAGUCCUUCCACUCAUCGGAAUAACACUUGAAUUCACUGGAUCUCAUCACAUAUGUUUAAAGUUGGAGCCCGUUUCUUCUCUCACCCCUCCCCAGCUCACCAGUGGAAACUGAAACUCGCCAAAAGUGAAGCCAAAUCCAUGAGACAAGAAAUUAAAUAGCCAUGAUCACAUGGCCUAUUUUUCACAGGUUUUAAGUUGAAUGUUUAAGAACUUUAUUUUUUUCCCUUACUCAUGUAUAGCAAACUUGGGUUUAUUUUGAUUUCCCUAAAUUAUUUUCUGAUACAAUAAACUGUUAACUGUUUAUUUAUACUUUUACAUGAGCACUUGUUAUUUUUCAAGAGAAAUGAAAGCUUCUCUGUUCUUGUGUUAUGCAUCUAUCUAUACCACAGAUGUCUCUAUAGACUUAUUUAUAUAUCAACUUCUUGAACGAGUUAAACUACUGUCGUUUAAUGUUGUGUUUUCUUUAAAUGCGCAUCAUAAUCAUGUUAGUAAACAGCAAUGACACACUAUUUUAGGUUGGGGGUGGGAGGGAAGGCAGGUGGCUGGGUGUGAAUUCGUACAGGUGAGCUUUUGUUCCAGAUUUUUUUAAAUUGUUUCUGUAUUUCAAAGCUAUGUAUUUGGAAACCUUGUAAAUGCAACACCUAUAUCAAUUCUCUUGUGUAUAUUUAGUACUCUGAUGUUGCUAUUAAAAAAAAACAAAAACAUAAUAUAAAAAAAGAAAAGCAUUGCCAUGAGUUCAGGA
Molecule: messenger RNA, 10587 nt
Organism: Choloepus didactylus (southern two-toed sloth)
Lineage: Eukaryota; Metazoa; Chordata; Mammalia; Pilosa; Megalonychidae
Gene: AJAP1
Product: adherens junctions associated protein 1
Exons: 6
Coding region: 68-1261 (397 amino acids)
Cellular component (GO): adherens junction; cytoplasmic side of plasma membrane; plasma membrane
Molecular function (GO): beta-catenin binding
Source: RefSeq, a predicted model, not a curated record